This is a messenger RNA of Solanum tuberosum (potato), 375 nucleotides long. RefSeq names its product ethylene-responsive transcription factor ERF119-like. Bases 1 to 375 code for a protein of 124 amino acids. Gene Ontology annotation, molecular function: DNA binding; DNA-binding transcription factor activity. The record is from RefSeq and is a predicted model, not a curated record. Gene Ontology annotation, biological process: regulation of DNA-templated transcription. Lineage: Eukaryota; Viridiplantae; Streptophyta; Magnoliopsida; Solanales; Solanaceae. The transcript has a single exon.
AUGAAAUCAUACAAAAGAACAUCAAAAAAUUCUUCUGUUAGAUUGUAUCCUGUUGGAGUUCGAAAGAGAAAAAAUGGGAAAUUUUGUGCUGAAAUCAAACACCCAUUUAACAAGAAACUGAUUUGGUUAGGUACUUUCAAUACUGCUGAUGAAGCUUCUGAAAGUUACAAGUCCAAGAACCUUGAUUUUGAAGAACAAGUUAUGGCCAAAAAUGCAAAAGAAGGCCAAAUUUCUCAAAUAUCUGAUCAAGAAUCUUGUUUGAAUGAUGAAUCUAAACAAAAAUCAUUAAUGGAUGUUCCUAAGAAUUCGAAUUCAUCAAAUGGAGUUGAGGAAAAAGUCAAAGAAGAAAUUGAGAAUGAAACUGAUGAAGAAUAG